ACUUCCUUUCGAUUUCACCUUUUAUUUUGGGAAUAAUUACCCACAACUCCCUACUUCAGCGUCAACACUUCCUUUUCCGACGAAACUUCAGCAUGGCGGUCCAAGUGUCUAAAAAGCGCAAGUUUGUCCAAGAUGGCUUGUUUAAGGCUGAGUUGAACGAGUUCCUUACUAGGGAACUGGCCGAGGAUGGAUACAGUGGUGUAGAGGUUCGUGUAACACCCACACGCACAGAGAUCAUUAUCCUAGCCACAAGGACACAAAAUGUUCUGGGAGAAAAAGGCAGGAGGAUCAGAGAGCUGACAUCCGUCGUUCAAAAACGCUACAACUUCCCAGAAGGCACCGUUGAGUUGUAUGCUGAAAAAGUUGCAACACGCGGUCUGUGUGCUAUUGCUCAGUGUGAGUCACUGCGAUACAAGCUGAUUGGUGGUCUUGCAGUGAGAAGGGCCUGCUAUGGAGUGCUUCGUUUCAUUAUGGAGAGCGGUGCCAAAGGCUGUGAAGUAGUUGUGUCUGGCAAACUUCGUGGUCAGCGUGCCAAGUCAAUGAAGUUUACUGAUGGUCUUAUGAUCCACAGUGGUGAGCCCCUCAAUGACUACGUUGACACAGCUGUCCGACAUGUGCUUCUCAGACAGGGUGUGCUGGGCAUUAAGGUAAAAAUCAUGUUGCCUUGGGACCCAACUGGCAAGAUUGGUCCACGACGACCUCUGCCAGACCAUGUGUCAAUUGUGGAACCCAAAGAUGAGGUGCCACCAGCACAUCCCUACAGUGAGCAGAAAGGUGUGAAGCCAGCAGAUGCUUCUGGUCCAGUCGCUGCAACCCCUGCAUAUGAUCCGUCUUCUGCUUAGACAUCACAAGGAACAGAUUUCCUGCUAAUACAAGAAAUAAAGACUUUUGUGUCAGGAAGGAGU
Molecule: messenger RNA, 905 nt
Organism: Pomacea canaliculata
Lineage: Eukaryota; Metazoa; Mollusca; Gastropoda; Architaenioglossa; Ampullariidae
Product: 40S ribosomal protein S3
Exons: 6
Coding region: 93-842 (249 amino acids)
Biological process (GO): positive regulation of apoptotic signaling pathway; translation
Cellular component (GO): cytosolic small ribosomal subunit; nucleus
Molecular function (GO): RNA binding; structural constituent of ribosome
Source: RefSeq, a predicted model, not a curated record